AUGAGCAGAGGUUUAAUGGAAAUCGAGAGGAAGCUACUUCGUCUUCUCCACGGCCACAAUACUCGAACCCGUUUACCCGAAAUCCAUGCCCAUCUUCUCCGUCACUUUCUUCAUGGUUCCAAUCUCCUUAUCGCUCACUUCAUCUCCAUCUGCGGAUCCCUCCGCUACUCUGAUUACGCUUCCCGCGUCUUCGCUCACAUCCAAAACCCUAACGUUCUCGUCUUCAACGCCAUCAUCAAAUGCUACUCUCUCGUCGGUCCGCCUCUACAGUCUCUCUCGUUCUUCUCUUCCAUGAAAACCCGCGGAAUUUGGGCCGACGAGUAUACUUACGCGCCUUUGCUCAAAUCAUGUUCGGGUCUUUCUGAUUUGCGGUUUGGGAAAUGCGUUCACGGUGAGGUUAUUAGAAUCGGGCUACACCGGCUUGGAUCGAUACGGAUUGGGGUGGUGGAGCUUUAUGCUUCGAGUGGGAGAAUGGGUGAUGCGCAGAAAGUGUUCGACGAAAUGCCUGACAGAAACGUGAUCGUCUGGAACUUAAUGAUUCGCGGGUUCUGUGAUUCUGGGGAUGUUGAAAGGGGUCUUAUGUUGUUCCGGAAGAUGAGUGAAAGGAGCGUUGUGUCAUGGAAUUCGAUGAUAUCGAGCUUGUCCAAAUGUGGCAGAGAUCGUGAGGCUUUGGAUCUUUUUUGCGAAAUGAUUGAUCAAGGUUUCGAUCCAGAUGAAGCGACUGUGGUCACAGUCUUGCCUAUCUCUGCCUCUCUGGGAGUUUUGGAUACAGGGAAAUGGAUUCACUCUACUGCAGAAUCAAAGGGCUUGGUUAAAGAUUUCAUAACCGUGGGAAAUGCUUUGGUAGAUUUCUACUGCAAAAGCGGUGACUUGGAGACAGCGACAUCAAUAUUUAGGAAGAUGAAGCAGAGAAACGUUGUUUCAUGGAACACAAUGAUAUCCGGAUCAGCGGUGAACGGAAAGGGAGAAUUCGGGAUAGACUUAUUCGAUACUAUGAUUGAGGAAGGAGAAGUAGCUCCAAAUGAAUCGACAUUUGUAGGGGUUUUGGCAUGUUGCUCAUACACAGGUCGGGUUGAGAAAGGAGAGGAAUUGUUUGGUUUGAUGACGGAAAAUUUUAAACUUGAGCCAAGAACUGAGCAUUACGGUGCGAUGGUUGAUCUACUGAGUAGGAGCGGGAGGAUCAAAGAAGCAUUUGAGUUUCUCAAAAGUAUACCUGUGAACGCUAAUGCAGCAAUGUGGGGUUCACUGCUCAGUGCGUGUCGCAGCCACGGAGAUAUAAAGCUAGCGGAGGUUGCAGCUAUGGAGUUAGUGAGGAUUGAGCCAGGGAAUUCGGGGAAUUAUGUGUUGUUAUCUAAUUUGUAUGCAGAGGAAGGGAGAUGGGAAGAUGUAGAGAAGGUAAGAACGUUGAUGAAGAAGAAAUCGCUGAGGAAAUCUACAGGCCAAAGCACCAUUUGUGGCAAUGUAUGA
Arabis nemorensis is the source of this 1467-nucleotide messenger RNA. NCBI's taxonomy places the organism in Eukaryota, Viridiplantae, Streptophyta, Magnoliopsida, Brassicales, Brassicaceae. The record is from the annotation of a GenBank genome assembly.